UUACAACAAAUAAUUUGUAAGCUAUAAAAUCAUUUAAAAUGGAAAAUGAAACUCUGGCGAAACAAGAAAUUAAGGAUUCGCUUAAGCUUAGUAAUACUAUUUUAAAACUACUUGGUUUUACGUUAAAUAAACCAGCAACUGUAACUUAUGCUGUUGUUCAAAAAUGUUUAUUUAUUACCACUAUUGUUAUCAUCACUAUUCACGUUCUUAGUGAAUUGGCGUGUCUCUAUGUCACAUCCAUAACUACGCCACAGGUUGAUCAAGUAGUUCCUUUACUCCACAUAGUUGGCUAUGGAACAUUGGGUAUAUUGAAAUUCACUGUACUAUGUUCCAAAAGAAAAGUGUUUGCACAAUUAUUGAGUGACCUGGCCACAAUAUGGCCGGUACCGCCUCUUGUGAAGGAAGCUCAGAGUUUGAAGAAUAGCAAUUUGCGAACUCUUCGUCUAAUGCACAGCUGGUAUUUCGCUUUAAAUGAAUCCGGCACACUAUUUUACAUCAUAACUCCUAUAGGUUUAUAUAUAUACUACCAUAUACGCGGACAAGCUUAUGCCAUAAAGACAGUUUGGAAAUCUUGGUAUCCAUUCAACAUAUAUCAACAAGAAUGGAUUCAUAUAUUAAUUUAUAUAUUCGAGAUUUUCUCUGGACAAUCAUGCGUAUGGGCGAUGAUCGGUUCUGACCUUUUGUUUACUGGAAUGGUCAACCACAUUAUAUUAUUAUUAAAAAUUUUACAACAACGUCUCAGAAAUCUAGGCAGAACUGAAAGCUCUAGUGAAGAUGAUGGCAAGAAACUUAUUGAAUGUAUCAAACUACAUCAAAGGCUGAUUAAAUACUGCAAAGAUUUAGAAAAUGCCUUUUCUCUCGUCAAUCUUAUAAACAUUUGUCUUAGCUCUGUUAACAUCUGUUGUGUGCUUUUCGUUAUAGUGUUAAUAGAACCGAGAUUAGGACUGAGCAACAAAUUGUUUUUUGGAGCGUCCCUUAUUCAAAUUGGUUUAAUUUGUUGGUACGGCGAAGAUUUAAUUCAAGAGAAUGCGAAUAUAGCUGAGGCAGCUUAUAACAGCAACUGGUAUAACCUUAAUCCUUCAUCAAGACGAAGGUUGGCAUUUCUAAUACAGAGAGCACAAAAGCCGAUAGCUUUUACCGCAAUGGGCUUCACCAAUAUUUCACUAGUUACGUAUUCUGCGAUUCUAACGAGAUCAUAUUCGUACUUCACUCUACUUUACACAAUGUAUAGUGAAGGUUAAGUUACGAAGACACCAUUUUUACUAUAAUUAUUUGUGCAUAAAUUUUACACAAAACUUAAUCCACUAACUUAUUGUAGAUCAAAUAGUAUUUAUUAAAUUGAUUGUUGUAAGUAAAAAGGUAUGGAUAUUAAGCAACAUUAGUAAAGGAAUAAAUGUGAACCACCACCUACAAUUUUACUAAUCACUGCGAUGGGCCAUCGCAGUGAUUAGUAAAAUUAUUUAGUGUAACCCGCUAUAAAUGAGGUUAUUCUGGCCGCUAAAGAUCCGCACAAACUAUUUCAAAAAGUAAGUCCGAUUCUUCUACACUACUUUUAUAAAACACGUAUUAUACAUAGAAUAA
Molecule: messenger RNA, 1581 nt
Organism: Pieris rapae (cabbage white)
Lineage: Eukaryota; Metazoa; Arthropoda; Insecta; Lepidoptera; Pieridae
Product: odorant receptor 4-like
Exons: 9
Coding region: 39-1241 (400 amino acids)
Biological process (GO): sensory perception of smell; detection of chemical stimulus involved in sensory perception of smell
Cellular component (GO): plasma membrane
Molecular function (GO): odorant binding; olfactory receptor activity
Source: RefSeq, a predicted model, not a curated record